Calliphora vicina (urban bluebottle blowfly) is the source of this 3283-nucleotide messenger RNA. RefSeq names its product two pore potassium channel protein sup-9-like. Gene Ontology annotation, biological process: stabilization of membrane potential; potassium ion transmembrane transport. Lineage: Eukaryota; Metazoa; Arthropoda; Insecta; Diptera; Calliphoridae. Gene Ontology annotation, molecular function: potassium ion leak channel activity; outward rectifier potassium channel activity. The transcript has 6 exons. The coding region runs from base 1946 to 3283 and encodes 445 amino acids. The record is from RefSeq and is a predicted model, not a curated record. Gene Ontology annotation, cellular component: plasma membrane.
UGAAUUUUCUCUUGUGUUUCAUUUUACUUCAACUUCAAAAGUGUCUUGACAAGUCUACACAGCAGUGCUCUAUUUUUUGUCGAAUGUAUUGUAAAACACAUACAUGCCGACUCUACGCUGUUAACAUGCUUUGCAUUCAAAUGUCGUUUAUUUAGUCGUAUACUUUCAUUCAACUUUGCUGGACCAACAAACGAACGGAAACUGAGUGUAUGUGUCAAAAAGUCAUUAAUUGCAAUUUUAUAUGCUCCAUUACUAUCUCAAGCCACUUGUAAUGGAUAAAACAUCUUAAGGAUUAAUAAAAUACUAACAAUUUGGAUGUAUACCUACACAUAAUUUUUAUGUUUGUUUAUUAUUAAUUUAAAUAAUUUAAAAUCGAUUGAUAGGUUAUUUAGUUUGUUGGUAAAACGCCUAAUCAAAUGGAGAUGAUGUUGUAUCGGUAUUUCGAGGAAUUUCAUGUGUGUCUGUGCGUAUUGUAAAGUAAAUGUGAGUGAGUGGCUUUUGUGUGACACCACCCCAAAGGAAAAACCAGAUACAAACAAAAUUGAUUUCAAUUAUGAGACAAUCGAGAAAUUAAACAAAUACUAAAUGAAUAGAAAUGUUUAGUAAAAUAAUAAAAUGAUUAUAAAAUGUUUAAACAAAAUUAAAGUGAAUAAAACAUAAAGAAAGAUCAAUAAAAAAUCAAACAAGAAAAAUUGUCUAAUGAAAAUUACAAAUGAUUAAGAAAAUUUUACGCUUUAAAGCUCAGCAUCAAAUCACAGAGUGUUGAAAAAAAAAAAACAAAAGAAAAAUUUGAGAAAAGGACUUUUCUUUUCGUUCGUGGCAUGAAUAGACAAAAAUGUUCUUCAUGUACAGAGUGUUUGUGUAAAUUUUGUUUUUUUUUUUUCAUGUAAAAGUCAAUGGAAUGUUACAUGUAUAAAUGUGUAUGUGAGAAUUUAAAAAGAGAACAAGAACAAGCAACAAAAUCAGAAAAAAAAAUUAUUUUAACAACAUCAACAACACCAUAAAUCAACAACAUAAGUAAAAGAAGAGCUAAACAAGCAAAAAAAAAAUAAAGAAAAAACAAAAAAGAAAAGCAGAAAUAACAACAAUAUUUAAAUAAAUUAUAACACAAAAACAAAAAACAGAGAAAAGUGUAAGAGAAAAACAACAAAAGUUAAUUAUGUUUCUUGGGCCAUGGUUUUACUACGGACUGUCUGUUAUCAACGCAUACCAUUUACCAUUAUCAUUGCUGUCACUGCUUCCUAACCCAGCAUCCUAUAAUAAAUUCAUUUAGUCUACAUACUUGUGCAUACAAAAAUACACGCACAGGUGGAGAGUGUUUAAGCCUGUAGUUAUAGUAGACUAAGAACAACAACAAUAAUUAAGCAAAACAAAAAGUUUAAGAAAGCCAGCAAAAAAAAAGAGUAAAAGAAACACACGAAAAAUAUGUAUGUGUGAAAAUUGUGUUCGUUUAUAAUUCCACAUCUUCAGCAUUCAUUCGUAUUACUCACACAAUCUAAAUGUUGUUGGCACUGCCACGGCUGCUGCUACUUUUGUUUUCGUAGAUUUUGCGAUUUGUGUCACCGCCAUUAAUUUUGUAGCUUCCGGUUUGCAAAGGAAAUUGCUCUAAGGGAAUUUUGCUGCUUUAUACCAAAUGAAAUAAAUUGGCUACCAAAAUUUUAACAAUUUACAAACAUAUAAAUUCUAAUUUAUUUAAACAUUAAACCAUAAGCCACAAACAAAGUCGCCUUAAUCAUACAGCGAGCUUAACAUUUUUUUUUGCCCCAUCAUGAUAAAUUGCAGGGGAGAGUUAAUAAUUUAAACAAUACAAAAAAAAAUAUAAAAACAUCAUUACGCAUUACAUCAAUCAUACAUUUAUAUACAUAAAUAAAAUACCAACAAAGUGUGCGCCCUUUCGCCAAAAUUAACCUCAGCUAAAUUUUGUUAGCAUUUCGAAACGGUGAUUAUGAAUAAAAAACCACCCUUGCCAAUAACGGCAUUUAUUGGCGGUCCACAAACAAAUGCUGGCUCCAUAGCAGCAAAUAAUGGCAACAGUGCGACAAACUCAUCGAUGUGUUUCUCGACGCCGGCGAAAAGUGAAAAACAGCGUGAUCAUCAUCAGGCAAAUACGGGCAGCACUGGUCUUUGUGGCUGCCACAAGGCACCCAAAUCACAUUGCAUAUCGGCCACAGGAGUUUUAAUAUUAGUUCUUCUAUAUACCGCCAUGGGUUCUAUAAUAUUUGUUACGCUUGAAGGAGAACUUGAUGACACUAGUUCUCUAGAGACGGCUGUAGCGGCUUCCAAACCAUAUCCCCGUAACGAGUUAGCCAAUGCGGAAAUAAGAUCGAGAACGGUUGAUCGUUUGUGGUCGAUUACUGAAGAUUUGAAUAUAUUAUACAAAGAGAAUUGGACACGUUUGGCUGCUCAGGAAGUGCAACAUUUUCAGGAUACUUUAUUACGUUCAGUGCGUCAAUCAAAAAUUCAUCAGCCCGGGGUACAAAUGAAUCCGCCCACUCAUAAAUGGACUUAUGCUUCAGCAUUUUUAUAUUCACUGACUUUAAUAACAACGAUAGGUUAUGGUGGCAUUUCACCCAGAACCCAGUGGGGCCGUAUUGCAGCUUUAAUUUAUGCUCUAUUUGGUAUACCCAUCGUCCUGCUGUAUCUCUCGGCCAUGGGAGAGGGUUUAUCGGCCGGUAUGCGCUGUUUAUUUCGUAAGGCUCGCUCGAAAAGCGCCAUUAGCAGUGGGAGUAGUGGCGGUGGUGGCGGAGGUGGCAUUAGUGGAGGCAAUUCGAAUACAGCUAUUUCAUCAGGUGGUGGUGGUGGUUCGAACAAGAAACAUGCGAACGACAUUAAAAGUCACAACAAUCCCAGUAAUAAACAUUAUGCCAGUGGCAAAAUGUUGGCCACCCAUCAAUAUGGCUCAUUAAGCAAACAUCAGUAUCAGGCAUCCGGUUCACCCAGUGUGCCCAUUUCCAUAUGUGUCAUGGUUUUGAUAUGUUAUAUAACAUCAGGAGCAUUGCUCUUUCAUAAAAUGCAGAAUUGGACGGUUUUGGAAGCCCUGUACUUUUGCUUCACCUCUUUGGGUACCAUUGGCUUUGGAGAGCUCACACCUGCUGGCAACCUAACGUUAUAUUUGGCCUCUGCCUAUAUACUGAUUGGCAUGGCGGUGGUGGCCAUGUGCUUUAGUUUAAUACAAACCGAACUGGUCAUGUGGUUAAGACGUUUUAGUGUACAGGAUCAUGUUAUGCCCCAGACAGACGAUGUCUCACUGGUUUCGGUGUCAGUUACACCAAAGUCCUCCUGA